Prorocentrum cordatum is the source of this 410-nucleotide messenger RNA. The record is from the annotation of a GenBank genome assembly. Lineage: Eukaryota; Dinophyceae; Prorocentrales; Prorocentraceae.
GGGGACAUGGGCUCUUACCUGCAGGCGGCGAUGCGAGCCAUGGCGGCGAACGGCGAUGCGGGAGGUACCAAAGCUCAGGAGCUCCAUGCGGCCAUCGAGCUGCCGCCACCGAACCCGCCUGUGCGGCCAGCGGUCGAGCUGCAGCAGGCGUCGGCCAAAGUGGUCAAGGAAUCGGAGAAGGAAGCGGCAAGGAAAGUGCACGCACCUGGUUCGCAGACGGCAUAUUUUGGACGAGCCACCAUGGAAAUCGGCACUGCACCCAGCGAGGGUUUCCGGUUGCAGCUUUCGUUCAGUAAGUUGUUCGACGGAGUGGAAUUGCAGGACGCACACAACAAGAUGGUGGAGGAGACAUCCAAACAGGUCAACAGCCAGCUGCAGGCAGCUCUGGAGAAGACCAUGGGUUCCCUGAG